Molecule: messenger RNA, 3193 nt
Organism: Amphiprion ocellaris (clown anemonefish)
Lineage: Eukaryota; Metazoa; Chordata; Actinopteri; Pomacentridae
Exons: 11
Coding region: 507-2210 (567 amino acids)
Source: RefSeq, a predicted model, not a curated record
CACCAUGGGUACUUCCCCGCUGAUGAUAACGCUAGAAAACCCGGUAAAAGACGUGUGUCAACUCUGUGACAAGCCUUUUGAUGAUAAAAGAAACAAACAUAAUUUGAUAAUCAGCAUCCAGAAGCCGAAGCCUUCCUACACUUUGGCUCUGGAGGAGCUAACCGGGCUCCUUAUCACCAGGGAAGACUUGCUAGCGGUGUGUAGCUCCUGCAGAACUUUACUAAACCGAUAUCACAGAAGCUCGUGAGAAGCUGAGCGGAUCGCUGCAGUGGUUCAAUCCAUGUCAGUGAUUCGCACUGCUUCCAGAAAUAGGCGUCAAAUUAACUCCGACCGAAGACUGUUGUACCCGAAAAUGGAUCAACAACAAGCACCAAAGUCCUCCGAAACAGAAUCUGGGAUCCUCUGAGAGCUCAUCACAGCAGACCCCCACCACCCGCUACAGACACAUAGGAGGUCAAACAGACCCGCUACCUACAGUCUCCGUUGCUACGCAGUUCUGCCAUCAGAUGGUCUCUGUUGGCACGCAGCUGUCCUACAGUACACUGAAAAACCACGUGAGAAGCAAAGCCGUACAGGUUUCAAUGUGCAACACUGCUGGCACAGAGCCCUCUCAACAAGACACAAGGUUAAAACUGUCGUCCACACCUGGGAAGGCUUCUGCACCUUCACUGGGCGUCAGACCAGCAAAGAGACCCCGUCUUGAAUUGCAGGAGGAGGAGGAGGAAGAUGAAAAAAAAUGUUCAGUAAACGCACAGCCGCAUGACUCCACAAAUGAUCUCGAUGACUCUCCAUCUGAAAUGAGUGGGAUGGAGUCCACUUGUGAUUACACUGAUGCUAAGUACAUCGUGUUUGAGAGCUGUCUUAGAGACCUUUUCCAGACGUGUCCGGUGUGCAGGUGGGAGUGUGUGGUGCAGCAGCGAAGCCUCGGGACCUUUGUCUCCUUUAGUCAGCGAUGCCCAAACUGCCAGUAUACCAGAAAAUGGCAGAGUCAGCCGAUCAAAAUGAACACUCCUGUCGGAAACCUCCAGAUGUCUGCUGCUGUUUAUUUCACUGGUGCAUCCUUCAUUCAGAUGGAAAAGAUCUGCAAGGCCAUGAACCUCCAGAUGUUCCAUUAUGACACCUUCAGGAGACAUGCCAGGAUGUUCCUAGAACCUGCAAUUAACCAUAAAUGGAAGACGGAUCAGCAGAAACUGGUUGAGCAUCUGAAAGAGAAGGACAAAAUCGCAGUGGGUGGAGAUAUGAGGGCAGACUCACCAGGACCCACCGCCAGAUUCGGCAGCUACACUCUAAUGCACCUGGAUAGCAACAACAUAAUUGAUGUUCAGCUUGUACAGAGCAAUGAGGUUGGUGGCAGCUCAAACAUGGAAACAGAAGGACUCAGAAGAGGCCUGGAUUUUCUGGAAGCACACCAUCUGAAUGUGGAUUACAUUGUGACUGACCGCCACGCACAGGUGCAGAAAUAUCUGAAGGAGCGAAAUGUCGAGCAAUACUAUGACGUUUGGCACCUUGAGAAGGAUUUGUCCCAACAGUUGGAAAACCUGGCUAAAAACAAGGAAUAUCUGGUGGUUCGGAAAUGGUUGCCUAGCAUCAAAAACCACAUUUACUGGACGGCCACGGCUUCGAAGUCUGGACCAGAGAAGGUUGCAAAAUGGAAGUCUCUGGUCAACCACCUUCAGAACAUCCACAAACAUGAAGAUCCGCUCUUCCCCAGGUGCACUCAUCCUGACAGAGUCUCCAGGGACCCCAACAAGUGGUUUCAGCCCGGUUCAUCGGCCCUGAACAAAGUGGAGAAACUCCUACUGGACAAACAAAUUCUACGCGAUGUGGAAAAACUCAGUCAUGACCACCAAAUUUCAUCAUUAGAGGCCUUCCACAGUAUCACCAAACACUUCACUCAAAAAAAUGAUGUUUUGUCUUUCAUAGGGAGGUUGUGCAGGCUGUACUUGGCUGCAAUGCAUUUUAACGAGAAUGCAAAGCGAGAUCAAUCAACAUCUUUAGAGGGAAAAGCUGUUUACAGGAUAAUGUUCCCAAAUUGCAGAACUGGACAAUAUAUAACAAAUCCUAUUCAGAUGGAGCCUACAUUCCAAUAUGUCAGUGACCUGAUGAAGCUUCUUUUUAAGAAAAUUUUUAAGGACCCAACCAGAUACAUAGAGGACCUGAACAAAAUCUCCAUACCAGAGGACAGGUGGACACAGUUUGAGAGACCCUGAUAGAAUAAGACCACUGCUAGGUACAGUCGUGAAUAAAACUUUACAUACAUUUUUAAAGACCACGUAUAUCAUGACCGCCUUGCGUUUCCAAUGACUCUUACAACUCUUGAUUUUCUACGAUGGAAUGAUUGAAACACAUCUUUGUCACAAAAAACUAUCAUGCAUUUAGGUUCUUUCAUAGAUUCAUUACAGGUCUUCUGGAAAACCUGUUGGGUCCAAAAUAUACUUAAAGCAACUUGAACUAUCAGUUUUGGUAAUGUAAAGAGCUGUGUUACUCAGAUUUUCUUAGUGGCAAAGCCUCUUAACUUCUCGUGAGUGAUUGCAGUUGACUACAGCUGGUGACUCUGUUAAGCCAAUUUAAAUAGGGGGCAAUUGAUACACUCAUUAGCCUCAGCCACAACACUACAGUGGGAAAGUCUGAGUCCAGAAGAUCUACAAUAAAUCUAUGCAAGAACUACAAUAAAUGAUUGUUUUUUGUGACAAACAUGCAUGUGCUUCAGUCAUUCCUUUGUAGAAAAUUAAGAAUUCUAGGAAUCACUGGAAACUGCCAUGAUAUACAUGACAUUUACAAGCGUAUGGAAACAUUAUUUCACAACUGUAUGUGUCGCGUUCCAGUCGAGGGGCGGCUGGAACCAAACAAAGUUGGCAGUAGGUACAUCAGGCCAACAACAUCUGGCAGGAUGAUGAACCUGACCUGACCUCUCAGGUAUCUUCAGCAGCAAUUUAAAAAACUGUGAUACAGAGAAUACCUGUAAGAUCCGAAAUGGAAAGAAGACACAAGCAUUACAGGAAAUAUCACCGCAUGGCAUGUUUGCUCCAUGACUGUCAAACGUUCUUCUGAAUCCAGUGAAGGACUUUUACAAAAACUGUAGAAAGUCUCAAACACUACCUCAUACACUGGCAACACAUGUUUUUAUCUGUUUUAAAAUGAUCAAUGCAGUGUGUUCUUUGUCUCCUGUAAAUAAAACAAUUCAUAUUUCUGA